Molecule: messenger RNA, 1358 nt
Organism: Theobroma cacao (cacao)
Lineage: Eukaryota; Viridiplantae; Streptophyta; Magnoliopsida; Malvales; Malvaceae
Product: Pathogenesis-related thaumatin superfamily protein
Source: RefSeq, a predicted model, not a curated record
UAGAUUCCCCCCCCACCACCACCACCACUCACCCUCAGACUUUAUUUCCAUCCAUUCUUUUGUCACAAAAUGGAAAAGGAGUGAAGGCUCAUAACAGAUAGAGAAAACCUUUGGAGUUUUAUGGGUGGUAGUCCCCAACAUCUUCUUCAUUCUUCCUCUGUCUCGGCUACUCUUCUUCCUUUUAUUCUUCUUAUUCUUUUGGAUACCAACAAUUUGCACCAUCUUCAAUGUUAGCUUUACUUAAUUUAAGUUCCUUUUUGUCGAUUGUUUCAAUCACAACAUUCCAUUUUAGAUAAAUAAAUAAAACACAAAAACUUGAGAACUGAAACACUCAUUUAACAACAGAAACAGAGAGAUAUAUUCCCCAUGGCUCGGUUCUCCUGUCAUUACCAUUCUUUUAUCACGUUCUUGAGCUUCAUUCUCGUCUUGUUUCUUGAAGGUGUUACGGCUGCCACUUUCACAUUCAUCAACAAAUGCGAUUACACAGUAUGGCCAGGGAUUCUAGCCAAUCCUGGAAGUCCAAAACUGGAAAGUACAGGCUUUGAGCUCACCAAAGGCAGCUCUCGUUCCUUCCAAGCUCCUACUGGCUGGGCAGGUCGUUUCUGGGGCAGAACAGGCUGCAAUUUCGAUGACUCCGGCCACGGUUCUUGCGCCACAGGUGACUGCGGCUCCGGCGAAGUCGAAUGCAAUGGAGCUGGCGCCAUCCCUCCGGCCACCUUAGCCGAGUUUACACUCGGUUCAGGAUCGCAGGACUUCUAUGACGUGAGCCUGGUUGAUGGUUAUAAUUUGCCUAUGAUUGUGGAAGGAAGUGGAGGCUCAGGAGAGUGUGCCAUUACUGGUUGUGUGUCGGAUUUGAAUAAAAAGUGCCCCUCUGAGCUGAGAAUUGAUGGCGGCGGAGCCUGUAAGAGCGCCUGCGACGCCUUCGGGAACCCGGAGUACUGUUGUAGCGGCGCCUUCAAUAGUCCGGCUGCUUGUAAGCCAUCCAUGUAUUCAGAAGUGUUCAAAUCAGCUUGCCCCAAAUCCUAUAGCUAUGCUUUCGAUGAUGCCACCAGCACUUUCACUUGCACUGGUGCUGAUUACUCCAUCACUUUCUGUCCCAAUGUUCCAAGCUUGAAAUCUUCAAAGGAUCCUUCUCCAAAGACAACAGGAACAACAGAUGAAUCAGGGUCGGUCCAAGACCCGAUGCAGGCGGCUGAACUGGCCAGUCAAUGGCUUGCAAAUUUGGCUACCGGAGACUCAACCAGAACCCAACCAUUUUCCCCAACCCAAUCUGGUUUUGCUGUAAUCAUUUUUGUUGUCCUCUCAUUCCUGUACUUGUAGCCCUCCAAUGUCCCAAUCCAAAGUUCCAGAGACAAAAA